AUCAGAACAAAGUGGAAUUGCUGAAAUCUGUGGAUGAUGAGUGACCCAAAUCCUGAGAGUAAUAUUCCACAGUCUUCUCAAAGGUGUGCUGUUAGGCCGAGAAGGCCUCGGAUUCUGCUCGGUUCUUGCGGGUGCACUGAUGCUGCAAAAUUUGCGCUUCUUUGUCAUAUUUUUAGGAGAUGGGCAAGCAUAGAAGUUGUUAUGACACGAACCUCGAUACCUUUUAUUGAAGUUUCACAAACUCCCCGUCCAGUUUAUUUUAAUCCUAGGAAAACUGCUUCUCAUCAUCUGGAAUGGGCUGAUGUCUUUGUCAUUGCUCCAUUGUCUGCAAAUACCCUUGCCAAGAUUGCGCAAGGGAUAUGUGACAAUUCUUUGACCGAAGUUGUGCGAGGUUGGGACCCUAACAAGCCAUUUUACGUUGCACCUGCCAUAGACUCUGUUACGUGGAAUAAUCCUUUGACAAGACAAUAUCGCAAAAGAUGCGAUGAACUUGGCAUUAAUAUCAUCGAUCCCUCUCCACGGGGUGAAAUGGCUGACCCUACUGAAAUUUCUUACAUUGUCAAAAUCUCUAAUGAAGAGAUUUGGGACUAAUGUUUUUUUAGCUAGACGAAUCACUCGACAACUUAUUUUGAGUGUUUCGGUCAUUUUUAUUUUUUUUUUUUGUAAAGAAAGGAAAAUAUUGAAAGUUAAAAUAGUAAUGCAAAGCAUCUUAUGUUUAGUGUGGA
Vigna umbellata (rice bean) is the source of this 725-nucleotide messenger RNA. The record is from RefSeq and is a predicted model, not a curated record. Lineage: Eukaryota; Viridiplantae; Streptophyta; Magnoliopsida; Fabales; Fabaceae.